CUCCCAUGGCCAUUUCUGCCCAUAAACAAAAACUUAUCAGCGUGUCACAUCCCACCCUGCACUCUGACGUUCCUCCCUUCCAGUCUCAGUCUCCGAACACCACCACCACCGUAUCUCUUUGCUGCAGGAUUUCUUCUUUCGUCCUCACUUAUAGACUUUGCUCUUCAUCUCUCUUCUUUUCGUUAUUCUAGACUCAGAAGUAGCGGAUCGUCAACCGUCAAUAUGGGCAAAGUCAAGUACGUUCUCCUUGACUGCGACAACACCCUCUGCUUGUCCGAGCGCCUGGCCUUUGAGGCUUGCACCGAUCUCACCAAUGAACUCCUCGAGAUGUACGGCGUCAAAGAGCGCUACACGGUCGAAGGCCUGCUCGAAACCUUCGUCGGCCAGAACUUCCGUGGUAUGAUGGUCGGUCUCCAGAAGAAGCAUGGCUUCGAGAUGCCCCCGGAGCAGCUCGAGGAAUACGUCAACAAGGAGCUCGGAGCCGUCACCGCCAAAUUGUCCGCCAAGUGUCAACCGUGCCCCGGUGCCCCUGAGGAGAUGGAGCGCUUGCACCAGGCCGGAUACCCCAUGGCUGUCGUUAGCACCUCUGCCAAACCCCGCGUUGUCGCCUCUCUCGAGAAGGUCAAGAUCGACCACUAUUUCCCCAACGCCCACGUCUACAGCGCCGCCACCUCGCUCAACCCCCCCUCCAGCAAGCCCGAUCCCAAGAUCUACCUCUACGCCUGCGAGCAGCUCGGUGUCAAGCCAGAGGAGUGCAUCACGGUCGAAGACAGCAAGAGUGGUGCCACCGCCGCCAUGCGUGCUAAUAUUCCCUGCAUUGGCUACGUCGGCGUCUACAAGUUGGAGGAUGGUGAGGAGAAGAUGAAGCAGAUGGCCCAGGUUCUCAAGGAACAGUGCAACUGUGUCGAGAUCAUGUACGAAUGGACGGAAUUCCCAAAGAUCUUGGAGAAGAUCGAGAACGGGAACUAAGUGAGAUACUUGUUCUCUCGCCGAUGCUGGAUGAACAGUCAUGACCAUGACCGGGUGAUGAGAUGACGAAAACGGAGCCUCAAGACACUGUAAACGACUUUACAAAAAGGAAAUGAGCCCAGUCGGAGCGGAGAUAGGGUAACCAGAGCAGAGCGGCCUUUGCACCAAACGUUCUUUGCCAGAUCCACCUGGUUGAGAUAGGCUCCCAGGACCUCUGGCCUAGGCCCUAGACGCCCUCGUUUGGCUUGGAAUAGAAAAAUGAACUCUUUGAUACAAAAGGCUACGAGCUGGUGGGGUUUAUUUGUUUUCAGUCAUCCGGACCCUCUCUACUAACCGUCCC
Cladophialophora immunda is the source of this 1309-nucleotide messenger RNA. RefSeq lists its product as uncharacterized. Lineage: Eukaryota; Fungi; Ascomycota; Eurotiomycetes; Chaetothyriales; Herpotrichiellaceae. The transcript has 2 exons. The coding region runs from base 223 to 969 and encodes 248 amino acids. The record is from RefSeq and is a predicted model, not a curated record.